UUAUGAAUAUGUUUAAUGGCAUGUAUGUGGCAGGGACGGGUGUCCGCUGCAGCCGGGCUCAACCUGCAGAAGGUGAUGCACCUGACGCCCACGCUCUCCUCGAACCGCGACAAGCGCGGCAUUGCGCUCGACGGACAGCUCAAGCGUUCUGACACCACACUCGCCUCCACCACGCUGUUGCUGGACCCGGAGCAGCGUGAUGCGUUCGGUAUAGUGGUCAGCUACAGCGUGAAGGUGAAGCUGUACCUGGGUGCUAUCAGCGGCGAGCUCGUCGCCGAGCUGCCCUUCAUACUCAUGCACCCCAAGGAAGGGCGCUUGAAGGUGAUCCACGCGGACAGCCAGGCCGACGUAGAGAUGUUCCGCCAGGACACCGUGCAUCACCAGGAGAGCGUCGAGGUGUACUGAGGCGCUGUGACCCGCCGCCGCCCGCCGCUUGCGCUCCGGGAACUUCAUUGACAACGGCUUGAAAUAAUGUUGUAUAUAUUAUGUACAUGUAUCAAUAUAUAAUCCUAGUUAAGGUAGAUCGCCAGGCGACGCUGGCAGCCGCCGCGCUGUCUGGCGCCGGCGCAGUGUCGUGAAAUAUAUUUAUAGAACCGAGUCACUCGACGAGUUUGGCAGAACGCACCAAGCUUGUCCCGCGGCGCUGAUCUAAAUAUUGUCAUACACAGUGUAUAUAUUCAUGCAGUCAGUCUUUGAUGACAUGCAGACAGUCAUUCGUGCUGGUUCACAUGCAGACGGCACGUUCCUCGAAACAGCAAUGUUACUGGAGUGCAAAAGAACCCAUUUUUUCAUUAACAAUUUGGGUUGGCAUACUGUAUGAAUGACUACACUCACACACGAAUCCAUGCUUAUUAACUGAUACUUCACUGCGCUCUCGGACGGUCUCUUUCUAUGACAACUGCGAGGACUACACGAGAAUUCCGAAAAUAAUUCUUUGAGGACUAAGAUGUUAUUCAAUAUUCGAAACCGUAUUAAAAAUAAAAUUGUUAAUUUAUUAUUUGGCAUGUUUUGACUAUUUUCAUACUUUACAAGAAAUGUUGUUAAUUUGUCAUAGAGACGUCAGAUAUCAAUUUUGUUCUAUAUGUAUGUUAUAUUUAAUGUAUUCAAUGUAAUAUUGCUUUGUGAAAUUUAUGACUAUACUCUGUGAUUAAAUUAUUAUACUAUG
This is a messenger RNA of Manduca sexta (tobacco hornworm), 1165 nucleotides long. RefSeq names its product arrestin homolog. Gene Ontology annotation, biological process: G protein-coupled receptor internalization; signal transduction. The record is from RefSeq and is a predicted model, not a curated record. Gene Ontology annotation, cellular component: cytoplasm. Lineage: Eukaryota; Metazoa; Arthropoda; Insecta; Lepidoptera; Sphingidae. Bases 16 to 405 code for a protein of 129 amino acids. Gene Ontology annotation, molecular function: G protein-coupled receptor binding. The transcript has 3 exons.